AAAUAAUAGAAGCAAGAGAAAGGCAUUUUCGUUGAGUUUUGUUUCUGGUUCGUGCUAGUGAGAGAAACUUCUUUAUUUUCUUCUCUCUCUUCUUUCAGUGACUCAAAAGCCCUAUUGCGUACUUUGCAAUCGACCAAAUAAUGGCCAACAGUAACCUCCCUCGAAGAAUCAUCAAGGAAACGCAGCGUUUGCUCAGUGAGCCAGCGCCUGGAAUUAGUGCGUCCCCUUCGGAAGAUAAUAUGCGAUAUUUCAAUGUGAUGAUCCUUGGCCCAACUCAGUCUCCUUAUGAAGGGGGUGUUUUCAAACUAGAACUAUUUUUGCCUGAAGAAUAUCCAAUGGCUGCUCCAAAGGUUAGGUUCCUGACAAAAAUAUAUCAUCCUAACAUUGAUAAGCUUGGCAGGAUAUGUCUUGAUAUUCUGAAAGAUAAGUGGAGUCCUGCCCUUCAGAUUCGCACUGUACUUUUGAGUAUUCAAGCUCUUUUGAGUGCACCAAACCCAGAUGAUCCACUUUCUGAGAACAUCGCCAAGCAUUGGAAAUCUAACGAGGUCGAGGCUGUUGAGACAGCCAAAGAAUGGACCCGAUUAUAUGCCAGCGGUGCUUGACGAUUGGGUGGAUACUUUUGGUCUCAAAUAACAAUAGUGGAAGUGUAUGCUAUUAACUAUCAAAUUGAAAUGGAAAUUUAGAGGAAUUGUCUAAACUAUUUUGGAGUCCAUAUUCCUCCUAGCUUCCAGUUACAUGUUAAUUUCUUUCUAUCUCAUGGAAGCCUUAUAUCGAAACUUGUAUGAAUAUAUGGGAUCUUUUAUGUCAAAAAUUUAAAACAUGCUCUAUCUUCAACUACUAAUGGUAAUUUGGUAUUCUCAACUCAAA
This is a messenger RNA of Cicer arietinum (chickpea), 867 nucleotides long. RefSeq names its product ubiquitin-conjugating enzyme E2 35. The record is from RefSeq and is a predicted model, not a curated record. Lineage: Eukaryota; Viridiplantae; Streptophyta; Magnoliopsida; Fabales; Fabaceae.